GCGGCUUAUGGGAUUGCGAGAUCAUGAUGAUGAUGAGUAUGGGGAAUCAGUUCCCUCUCGAUGCCGCCUCCCAAUUCCUUCAGCCCUCCGAGACAGAGCACCGGCGGGCCGCCACGGAGUCCGGCCGGGAAGACGACGACUACGAGGAUGAGGAAGAUGUGGCUGAGGAGGAGGAGGAGGAGGAGAGUUUGGGCGCGGUGAAGGAGAUGAUGUACCGGAUGGCGGCGAUGCAGCCGGUGGACAUCGACCCGGCCAGCAUCAAGAAGCCCCGCCGCCGCAACGUGCGCAUCAGCGACGACCCGCAGAGCGUGGCGGCGCGACUGCGGCGGGAGAGGAUCAGCGAGCGGAUCCGCAUCCUGCAGCGCCUGGUCCCAGGAGGCACCAAGUUGGACACCGCCUCCAUGCUCGACGAGGCCAUCCGCUACGUCAAGUUUCUCAAGAGACAGGUCCACCAGCUGCAGUCCUUCACUCAUAACAACCCCCCUCCGUUCCUCGUCGGAGGCGGCGGCGCCUCCUCUUCCUCCUCCUCCAUAGCACUGCCUCCUCCUCCUCCUCCUCCUCCCCCCGGGUUAGGCGGCUUUGCCUUCCAUGAUCCCACCCACUAAGGACUGAUCAAUAUAGAUUAUCUAGUAAUUUUACGAAUAUUAUUUGUGUUACAAAUUAAUGUACAAGAAUCAACCAACACAUGAAAUAAGGAUUUGGGUAAUAUAAU
This is a messenger RNA of Zingiber officinale, 712 nucleotides long. RefSeq names its product transcription factor HEC3-like. Gene Ontology annotation, molecular function: protein dimerization activity; DNA-binding transcription factor activity. The transcript has a single exon. The record is from RefSeq and is a predicted model, not a curated record. The coding region runs from base 24 to 605 and encodes 193 amino acids. NCBI's taxonomy places the organism in Eukaryota, Viridiplantae, Streptophyta, Magnoliopsida, Zingiberales, Zingiberaceae. Gene Ontology annotation, biological process: regulation of DNA-templated transcription.